UCGUUGGUGAAUUAAAUGCUAUUCUAAUUAAAAGAAAGAAAGUCAAAAGGAAAUAUACUUUAUAUUCAUUACAAAAAGACUUGUGUACAAAUAUAAAAAGCGUUACCAACAUUCACUCUAAUACAUUUUUUUUCAACACUCUUUCUUUCGUCCGAGAAAAUGAUGGGUGAAGAGAGGGUAGCGAGGCGACAGAUUGGUAGGAAAGGAAGCAUGGCACGAACAUGGCUGAUGAUGAGCAGUGAGGGGCAGAGACAGAUGGUGGAGGCAGGGAGACAGUCGAUAAUGCGGCGGACAGGACUAACAGCUAGGGACCUUAGGAAUCUUGAUCCAAUGUUGUCUUACCCUUCAACAAUUGUGGGACGUGACAAAGCAAUGGUCUUAAACUUGGAACAAAUAAAGGCUAUCAUUACUGCUCAUGAGGUUCUUUUGCUCAAUUCUAGAGAUCCUUCUGUUAUCCCUUUUGUUGAUGAACUUCAUGCAAGGAUUCUUAAUCAUCACUGUACUGCUCCUACUACUGAUCAUCCUCAGGAGGGUCAAAAUGGGAAGGAUCGAAGUGAAAUAAAGAGAGAUAGCAGUAACAAUGUGAAGAUUCUUCCAUUUGAAUUUGUUGUAUUGGAGUCAUGCCUCGAAGCUGUUAUUAGUUCCUUAGAAAAUGAGGCAAAUAUAUUGGAAUUGGAGGCUUUCCCAGCCUUAGAUAAGCUAACAUCAAAGAUUAGUACUCUUAAUUUAGAACGAGUUCGCCAUAUUAAGAGUCGAUUGGUUGCCUUAACUUCUCGUGUUCAAAGGGUAAGGGAUCAACUAGAAAACUUGUUGGAUGAUGAUGGAGAUAUGGCUGAGCUAUAUCUGACAGACAAGUUGGCUCAACAGCAGUUUGAAAUUUUUUCUGCUGCUUCAUCCAUCAAUAAUAAUGGGGAUGACAUGACGGCGAAUCAAGUUCUUCAACAAGAUAUAGUUGACAGGACUCAUCCUGAAAUAUCAUUGGAACCAGUAGAAGAUUUAAUUGAUGGUGAAGAUUAUGAAAAUGUUGGUGGUGAAAUCUCUGGAACCCAAGCUGCUACUGUCUAUAGUGGUGUACCAAAUGUUCAGGAACUUGAGAUGCUUUUAGGAGCAUACUUUGUCCAAAUUGGAGCCACAUUGAACAAAUUAUCUGCGCUAGCUGAAUAUGUCGAGGACACGGAGGACUACAUAAACAUUACAUUGGAUGACAAACAGAACCGUAUUCUACAAGCAGGAGUUCAGAUAGGCACAGCAAGUGUGAUUGUGAAUUUCUUUGUUGUUGUGACAGGUAUUUUUGGAAUGAAUAUUCACAUUGACCUAUUUGAAGCUAAAGCGAAUUCAGCAUUCUUGGAGACAGUUUUUGGAUGCACUGCUACUUGCAUAAUCUUAUACUUCCUUGCCAUGUUUUGGUACAAGAAAAGGCGCAUACUGUAAUACUUGGCUAGGGAACAGCUGUGAUUAAUUACUGUGUAUAACUGUGUGCUUUUUUAGCAGCAGCAGCAGACCUGGAUCCCUUGAUUAGGACACAUUAUGUUUCAGAUAGAUAUAUGUAUAAGUUUUAUAUUAUUAUGUAGACCUCAAAUUUUAUAAAAGUUGGAUGGUUUUAA
Messenger RNA from Trifolium pratense (red clover), 1604 nucleotides. Its product is annotated as magnesium transporter MRS2-3-like. The record is from RefSeq and is a predicted model, not a curated record. Gene Ontology annotation, molecular function: magnesium ion transmembrane transporter activity. The transcript is spliced from 6 exons. Gene Ontology annotation, biological process: magnesium ion transport. NCBI's taxonomy places the organism in Eukaryota, Viridiplantae, Streptophyta, Magnoliopsida, Fabales, Fabaceae. The coding region runs from base 160 to 1431 and encodes 423 amino acids.